This is a messenger RNA of Acanthocheilonema viteae, 1122 nucleotides long. The record is from the annotation of a GenBank genome assembly. NCBI's taxonomy places the organism in Eukaryota, Metazoa, Nematoda, Chromadorea, Rhabditida, Onchocercidae.
AUGAACCGGCCAUCCAAAAGUGUUGAAGUGAUUACCGAAGGAAACGAAAAUGUGCCAUCAACUUCUUGUGUUCUAAAGGACAAAUUUGUUCCAUCCUAUACAUAUAGCAGUUGGAAAAGGUUACGUGAUGUUUGUCGUACAUUACAAGAAACGCAAGAAAUAGCUUUGCUCCAACGAGAGAAAUUAGAUAUAUUGCUGGCAAAUGAAAAGGAAUACCGUGAUCUGGCCGAGCGAGUACAGUGCGAACAAGUUGAACUGCAAGCAUUACGAGAUUAUGUGGAGAGACAGAAGUGUCGUAUAAUGACUUGUCGCAUGAAAUUGAUUCAUUUUAAUGACGAGAAGUUUCAGAAAGAUAUGAUGACUAGUAAACGAUCAAACGAAGUUAUAAAAAUGCAAGAAGAUUUGCUAAAACGGAAAGCUGCACUUUCUUUGGCAAAAGAUAAUUUGCUUUUGAUCGCUUCACAUUUGGCAUGGCGUCGAAGGAAAAUGGUGGACGAUUUGAUGCAUAUUUAUAUUAUCAAUUUAAAUACACCACCAGAAGCACGUUUGAUGCCUUCAUCAUGUACUUGUCAUUCGAUAGCCUGUAUUGCUGGCCUUCAUCUUCCGGAUGCUUUAUCUUUUCCUGGACAUUCCGAAGUAGAAAUAAGUGCUGCUAUAGGAUAUGUUAUUCAAGCCUUGUCUUUACUUUCUCGGAUAUACAAUUUCCCUUACCAAUACAGUAUGCUUUUCUUCGGCUCAAAAUCAACAAUAAAGGAUCCAAUACUUGAAGAGACAUAUCCUCUAUAUGGUAUAACACGGAAUCGUGAAAAAUUUGAGGAAGGCGUAUUGCUAUUAAACAAAAAUAUAUCACAACUUCGGUGGUCGUUUGGUAUAACGACGAAAAAAGUGGGAAGAACUUUAUCGAAUCUACAAGAUUUAUUGCUACAUAUUGUUGGCAAAAGAUGUGACAAUUUCUUGGAUUCAGCCUUUCAAAGACCAUCAGUUAGCUAUAGGAGUGUUGGAAAUGUAGAUAUAAAUUCGCAUAAAUGUACAAAGCGAAGCAGUGAGUUCAAUGAAGAAAAAACCAUUGAAAAUGGAUCCUCCAAGCCUUUGCAGGUGCUAAAUUUGCAUCAUAAACAGUAG